UGUUCUUACCGGGAGACGAAAAGGAAAUGUCUGAUGCAACAUCCAGAGCAACAAAAUUUUUGCCACACCCUGCUUCAACCUCUGUUGACUGUUAACUGACACUAACAAUGUCUGCUUCCAACGCUCUCAGAUCAUCCAAACUGGUCUCAUGGAAACCCACCGGGACGCUUCAAAAAACCCUAGCUGGUUCCGUUGAGCGGCGCGGCAAGGCUCUGCACUCGGGGAAGGUUUCGACGGUGAGGCUGUGCCCCGAACGCGCUUCCCGAGGCAGGUACUUCGAUUUUCGCUCCAACUCCAUUCCCGCCUCCGUUGAGUUCGCGCAGGUCUCGCCUCUCUGCACCACUCUCUGCAAAGACGGGUUCCGAGUUCGAACCGUGGAGCACUUGCUUUCGGCCUUGGAGGCUGCGGGUGUUGAUAAUUGCAGGAUUGAGAUUGAGGAUUUUGAUGCUCAAGAACACGAUGUCGAGAUUCCUAUAUUUGAUGGGUCAGCAAGGGAAUGGGUGGCAGCAGUGGAAGAAGUUGGUUUAAAGGUGGCAACUGAUCCUGAGGGCAAAAACGUUGAGAAAAUGGCACCACAUGUGAAUGAACCAGUGUAUGCUUAUAGAAAUGAUUCUUUUCUCGCUGCAUUUCCUUCAGAAGUGGUUCGAAUAACUUAUGGCAUCAACUUUCCACAGGCACCUGUUAUUGGCUGUCAGUGGUUUUCUACACCCCCCUUGGAUAAUUUGGUAUAUUCCAUGCAUAUAGCUUUGUCAAGAACCUUCUGCAUUUAUGAGGAGGUUGAGCAAAUGCGCAAUGCUGGACUUAUCAAAGGAGGUUCUCUAGAAAAUGCCAUUGUGUGUAGUGCCAGUAAAGGUUGGUUGAAUCCACCUUUGCAUUUCAGUGAUGAACCAUGUCGCCACAAGAUCUUAGACCUUAUUGGUGAUCUCUCGCUGUUUGCUCAGUUUGGGAAUCAAGGACUCCCAGUGGCACAUAUCGUAGCAUACAAGGGUGGCCAUGCAUUGCAUGCUGAUUUGGCGCGCCGGCUGAUGGGAAUGAUUUGAAAAGCUAACAUGUUGCCACUGAUUGAUAAAAUGCUUUUGGAGUUGUGGGUGACUUCGUUGAAGACUUGAAGUAGUUGGUGCAACCAAGGUAGACAAAGAAAUGCCGAAAUGCGUAAAUGUUUUGUAUCAUUAUUCUGUCUCAUUAUUUCUGUCGUCAACUUUGUAAUGAAACCAUCCAAGCAAACAACUUUGUAUGAGAAAGCCAUUCAAUUUCCAAUCAUUUCAAAAUUUACACGGGAAA
Cajanus cajan (pigeon pea) is the source of this 1281-nucleotide messenger RNA. Its product is annotated as putative UDP-3-O-acyl-N-acetylglucosamine deacetylase 1, mitochondrial. Gene Ontology annotation, molecular function: UDP-3-O-acyl-N-acetylglucosamine deacetylase activity. The record is from RefSeq and is a predicted model, not a curated record. Gene Ontology annotation, biological process: lipid A biosynthetic process. NCBI's taxonomy places the organism in Eukaryota, Viridiplantae, Streptophyta, Magnoliopsida, Fabales, Fabaceae.